CACAAUCGCUAAAAAAUAUUUAAAAAAAAUGGCGUUCGCAGGGAAAGUUUACGUACACGACAGAGACGAGAAUUUCGAAGGCUUUGUUGCUACUUUGGGUUUAGCACAAGAAAUUGUACAAAAACUAAGUAACUCCAAGCCCAAAUACAAAUUAGAGAAGAAUGGUGACACUUACACUGCGACGACGUUCACUGACAGCUACAACAAAGUCGUCUCCUUCAAGCUCAACGAGGAGUUUGACGAGAAGGUGCUAGGCGGACGCGAUGCAAAGACAACCUUCAGUCUUAACGGUAACACCCUUACGCAAGUCCAGAAGUUCAAUGAGGGCACCGUAACUACAAAGAGGGAAUUCUUUAAUGACAAAAUGAUCGUGACAAUUAACAGAACUGGCUGGGACGGUACAGCGACGAGAUACUUCAAAGUUUAAUGUCCAAUUUAAUCAAUA
This is a messenger RNA of Papilio machaon (common yellow swallowtail), 445 nucleotides long. Its product is annotated as fatty acid-binding protein 1. The coding region runs from base 29 to 427 and encodes 132 amino acids. The transcript is spliced from 4 exons. Gene Ontology annotation, biological process: fatty acid transport. Gene Ontology annotation, molecular function: fatty acid binding. Gene Ontology annotation, cellular component: cytosol; nucleus. The record is from RefSeq and is a predicted model, not a curated record. Lineage: Eukaryota; Metazoa; Arthropoda; Insecta; Lepidoptera; Papilionidae.